Molecule: messenger RNA, 1362 nt
Organism: Lineus longissimus
Lineage: Eukaryota; Metazoa; Nemertea; Pilidiophora; Heteronemertea; Lineidae
Product: ubiquinone biosynthesis protein COQ4 homolog, mitochondrial-like
Exons: 6
Coding region: 1-939 (312 amino acids)
Biological process (GO): ubiquinone biosynthetic process
Cellular component (GO): mitochondrion; mitochondrial inner membrane
Source: RefSeq, a predicted model, not a curated record
AUGGCUGCGCCCAUGGGAAAAAUUUCCGUCCUCAGAAAUGUGAUGUUUUCUUGCCAAAAGUGCUUUUUAGCACGCUAUUCAAGUUCCACUGUUACUUCAAAAGGUGUUAGGCAUGAUGAAGCCAGUAAUGUCAAUCAAGAAUCUGAAAGGGAAACUUACCCACAUCCAGACGGUGCCACUUCCAGCUAUACCAAAUCACGAGAUAGAGUGGAUGACUUUUUGACAUGUUUUAGAUCUCACCGAAGUAAUGAAAAUGACAAACUCUACCAAGGCCACAUCCCCACAACACCUUUUCAAAAAGGUCUACUGGCUGCUGGAUCUGGAGUGACGGCCUUUUUCAGUCCUUGGAGAGAUGAUAUGGUACAUUAUUUUGGUGAAACUACUGGUUACCUGGCUUUGAGAUGGAUGAGACAGAAAAUGAUGGAUGAUCCUGUCGGAAGACAGAUAUUAGAAGAGAAGCCUCGCAUCAACUCAUCAACUGUUGACCUCGACUACCUGAGCAAGCUGCCUCCUGGUACGCUUGGGAGAGAGUACAUUACUUUCCUGGAGACAAAUAACAUCACCCCAGAUGAUCGCCUUUGCGUCUCCUUCAUAGAUGACGUUGAUCUAGCCUUCACCUUGACAAGAUACCGAGAAGUCCAUGACCUUGUCCAUACUGUGCUAGGCAUGCCUACAAACAUGCUCGGGGAGGUGGUUGUCAAAUGGGUCGAGGCAAUCCAGACUGGUCUCCCAAUGUGUUUUCUUGGAGCGUUGUUUUCACCACUCAGAUUUGGUCCAGUGUAUCGACAGAGGUAUUUAUCAGCCUAUUGGGCAUGGUCACUUCGAGUUGGAGCACAGUCAAAAACAUUACUGAAUGUCUAUUUUGAACGUCACUGGGAAGACAAUUUGGAGGAGUUGAAGAGAGAGUGGAACAUUGAACCUUUACCUGUUGUGAAGUGAUUCCUUGGAGGCAAGAUUGAUUUCUGAAACACCAGAACAUAGCAUGGCAACAAUUGUUAAUGUUGGGCUGAUGACUGGCAUGUGCCUCUUACAGAUUUAGGAGUUCACCAUGUCAUUCUUGGUCAAUGGAAGUAAGGUGUUAAUCCUCUGUCUGGAGUUUGAACAGGACCAUUCUGUCACUCUCAUAUAUUUGGUUAGCGGUUACCUCAUUAUAAAUUCACCCAACUGUUAUGCAUUAAUUCAAUAAUCAUGUAUUAAUGCAAAUCAUGGUUCAUGAAUAAGAAUUCAUCAUGUUUAUGUCACAGUCCCUCAACAAAUUUGUUAGAACUUAACAAUCAGAAGAUAUUUAUGCUAUGUUCAUGUGCAUGCAUAUGCGUGCGUCUUUUCUUGGAAAGUGUGAGAAUAUAUUAGUGUUUUAUUUAA